CGAUUUCCUAGAUGGAUCAAUAACAUUAGUAACAUUAUUCAACCAUAGAAUGUGUUGUUUCUGAGAGAUUAACAAGCAGAGGUAGAUCAUAAACCAAAGACACUAUCUAAGUCUUAUCUCCAAAAUAAAAUAUUGUCUAUGUAAAGAGAUAACCAUAACAAAUUAUUACAACAACUUAAGCACCGAUUAGAACUGAAACUAUUGUCAAACCUAUUAUCUAAUAAGUCUAAAAAGUACAAGUAGUUGACAAUAGAGAAGAAGUUGAAUAUUAUAAGAGUAAAUGUCUAAUCUAUGAAAAACAAAUCAGUGAACUCAACAUUGAAGUUACUAGAUUAAGAUCUAAUCCUACAAUCUAGGAAAAAAUCACUUAUGUUGAAGAUUCUCAUAAAGUAGCUGAAUUGGAAAGAUAAUUACUAAUCUAUUAAACUGAAGUCAAUAAAAAAACUUCAUUAUUGAAAGAAAUUACUAUUGAAAUAGAGACACUUAAAAUUAAAAAUACUUAAAUUACAUCUCAAUUAGUCUAUUUUUAAUAAUAAAAUAGUGAUUUUGAUAAACUAAAAAAAACUUAAAUUGAUAGUGAACAAUUUUAUUAAAAUGAAAUCUAAAGAUUAAACAUUCUAGUUCAAUAGAGUUAAGCUUAAUUACAAUAAUUAUAAGCAACAUUACUUGAUUCAAAGAAGUAUGAAUAACUAUAUAUUUAACUUUAAUAAACUUAAACCACUUUAACUAAUGAGUUAGAAAGAUGUACUUAAGUUUUAAAGAUAAAACAAGAAGAAUUUGAAAAUACAAAAAUAUAGUUUAUUAAAGACUUAGAAAUAUAGUCAUUAAGACUCAAAGAAUUUGAUAGAGAUAAUAAAGAAUUAAAGUAAAAGGAAUAUUCAAUCUAAUAAUAAUUUGAAAGAUUGAAUAAAGAAUAUUAAGAUCUAAGUGAUAGAUAUAAUAUUGAUAUCAGAUCUAAAAAUGAUGAAAUUACAAGAUUAACUACAGUGACAUAAACAUUGCAAUUGACAUUCCAAGAUACUUCUAAAUUCUCAGAAUAUGAACACAGAUCAAAAUUAUAGAGUGAAGAAAUUUAAUUACUCAAUUAAAAAAUUAGAAUCAAAUAAGAUGAAAUAGAUAAAUGUAAAUUACAGUUACAUUAAUAUAAUCUCUAAUUAUAAGAAUACACUAAAUAUAUUGAGUUUGAAUCUAGAUAUAGAAGCAUUUAAUAAGAAUAUGAAAGAAUUAAUAAUACUUUGAGAUUAAAAAUAGAAGAAAAUGAUAAUUUAAGAUCUUGCAUCUCCAAAUUAUAAUUAACUAUUAGUGAUAAAUACAAAUCUAAUGAUUAUGAAAAUAAAAUUGCUUUAUUGAGUUAAGAAAUAGAAAGAUUACAUUAAAGUCUAAAAAGUAGACAAGAUGAAAAUGACAGGUUAAGAUAAGAUUUUCACUCUUUAUAAUAAUCACAAUCUGAUUAAUAAUAAUUAACAGUUCUCAAUAGUGAAAUUGAUAGACUUAAUACUCAACUUAAAAACAAAUCUGAAGAAUUAGAAAAAUAUAGAUGCAAUCUUAAUUAGUUUUAGUAUAAUGAAUCUUAAAGAUUGAAAGACUUAGAAUAAAAAAAUGUUGUAUAUUCAAAUGAAAUUGAUAGAUUAAGUAAUUUAGUUAGAGUCAAAAUUAAUGAAUCAGAAUAAUAUAAAUAAGAAUUGGUUAAAUUAAGAGAUUAAUCUUCCAAAUUUAAUUAGAUGUACAAUGAUAAUGAAAAAUUAACAUCAUUAAUAAGAACCUUGUAGGAUGAAUUAGAUCAAUUAAAAAGAAAAUAAAAACUAGAUGAAUCUCAUUAAUAUAAUGAAAAAAUUUAAGUCUUAAUUUAAGAAUUAGAUUCUUGGAAAACUUAAUUUAUUACUUAAAAUAGAGAAUUCCAUAAAAAUUAAGAAUUACUAAUAUUAGCAUAAGCUGAAUUAGAUUCUUUGAAAAAUAAAAGAACCUCCACUUUAAAAGUAAAUAAUUUAUUAAUAAAUUUUAGACUGAACAAUAUACUGAUUCGAACAAUGAAAAUAAAAUUGAAUUUAAAAAGAAUCAUACUCCACAACCUAGUUAUAUUUUAGGAAUAUUAAAUACAAAAAAUGCUUGA
This is a messenger RNA of Paramecium sonneborni, 2110 nucleotides long. The record is from the annotation of a GenBank genome assembly. Lineage: Eukaryota; Ciliophora; Oligohymenophorea; Peniculida; Parameciidae.